CUCGCUCGUGGAGAGCCGCGGGAUCCUUCGAGGGCUCGCGACGCGGUGCACAUGCCCGCGCCCGCCUCCCGCGUCGGCGAGAAGAAAGGGAGUCCGGACGCGCAGAGGCUGACCCGGAGCCUACCCAUGAGGCAGCGCGCUGACUCCACGAGAGCCCCCCCCUGCCCACGGUUCGGCCGCCUGCUCCGCAAUGGGAGCCGCCGCCGUCGCCGCCGUGUAGUUUUUCGUGCUCCUCCUUUUCCUCCUCCUCUUUCUCCUCCUCCUCAGGGCCCCAGUCAGGCCGAUCCGCUCCGCUCACGUAAAGAAAACUGAGGUAUAACUUGCUGCCUUGUAUGGAGUCACAUGAUAAUUCAAAAAUGGCAGAGCUCUUCAUGGAAUGUGAAGAAGAAGAGUUGGAACCAUGGCAGAAGAAAGUAAAAGAGGUUGAUGAUGAUGAUGAUGAUGAGCCGAUCUUUGUUGGAGAGAUAUCAAGUUCAAAACCAGCAAUUUCAAAUAUUUUGAAUAGAGUAAACCCCAGCUCAUAUUCGAGGGGAAUAAAGAAUGGUGCACUCUGCCGAGGUAUUACUCCUGCAUUCAAGCCUACAAGUCAACAUUACACGAACCCAGCAUCAAAUCCAGUGGCUGCCUCGCCAGUAAAUUUUCAUCCUGAAUCUAGAUCUUCAGAUAGUUCUGUUAUUGUUCAGCCUUUGUCUAAACCUGGUUAUGUAACAAACUCAUCACGAGUUGUUUCUAAUAAUUCUUCAGAGUUACUGUUUGACUUGACCCAAGAUUCAGGAUUACCACAUUACCAAGGAGGACCAGCACUUUCUAUAACAGGUAUGAAUGAAAGUUCAUUUUUAUCAAAACGUCCUUCUACUUCUGAAGUAAACAGUGUUAACCCAAAAAAGUCUAAACCCAGUGAAGGUGUUUCUGGAACAAAUUCCUCAGCUGUAUUUUCUUCAGUUAAAUCUCUUUCAGUGACAUCUCCCCAGGCUAUGCCAUCAAAAGGUACAAAUACUUCAUCAAAUCAGUCUAAAAAUGGAACACCUUUUCCAAGAGCCUGUCCAAAGUGCAAUAUUCAUUUCAAUCUUUUGGAUCCUUUGAAAAAUCACAUGAAGUACUGUUGUCCAGACAUGAUAAAUAACGUUUUGGGGCUGGCUAAAACAGAAAUUUCAAGUACAGCAAAUAAAAAUAAAACUGUUGAUUCAGAAAAAGGAAAACUGAUUAUGUUAGUUAAUGACUUUUAUUAUGGGAAACAUGAAGGAGAUGUCCAGGAAGAACAGAAGACUUACACAACCUUUAAAUGUUUCAGUUGCUUGAAAAUUCUUAAAAAUAAUAUUAGGUUUAUGAACCACAUGAAACAUCAUUUGGAACUUGAGAAGCAGAGCAGUGAAAGCUGGGAAAACCACACCACCUGCCAGCACUGCUACCGUCAGUUUCCCACACCAUUUCAGCUGCAGUGUCACAUUGAAAGUACACACACACCCCAUGAAUUUUCUACCAUUUGCAAAAUAUGUGAAUUGUCAUUUGAAACAGAGCAUAUCCUUUUACAACAUAUGAAGGACAAUCAUAAACCUGGUGAAAUGCCAUAUAUUUGCCAGGUUUGCAAUUAUAGAUCAUCAUCAUUUUCUGAUGUAGAAACUCAUUUUAGAACAUCUCAUGAAAACACCAAGAACUUGCUAUGUCCAUUUUGUCUCAAAGUUAUUAAAAUUGCAACACCCUAUAUGCAUCAUUAUAUGAAGCAUCAGAAAAAGGGAAUACAUCGUUGUACAAAAUGCAGACUGCAAUUUUUAACAUGCAAAGAGAAAAUGGAUCACAAGACUCAGCAUCAUCGGACGUUUAUAAAACCUAAACAACUAGAAGGAUUGCCUCCUGGAACAAAAGUUACUAUUCGAGCUUCGGUUGGACCUCUUCAAUCAGGAUCUUCAACCACACCUUCCAUUAGUGCAAGCACUUCUACCCUGCAGCUCUCACCUCCAAGGACUAAAAAUAUAACUGCUAAAAGUCCCACAAAAUCCAACACAGCUAAACCUAAUAUAACUAAAUCCAUUGCAAGUAAACCUAAUGCAAGUAAGCCUAAUGGAAAUAAACCUAAAUACAAAUCAAAAAUAUCUAAUCUGCAAAAGAAACAAAGCACAUUGGCUAGUAGCAAUAAAAAAAGUAAAGUCAAUACAGCAUUGAGGAAUUUAAGGUAUCGUCGGGGAGUUCACAAGUGCAUUGAGUGUUAUUCUGAAAUAAAAGAUUUUGCAAACCACUUUCCUACAUAUGUCCACUGUAGUUUUUGCAGAUACAACACUAGCUGUAGCAAAUCCUAUGUGAAUCAUAUGAUGAGCUUUCAUAGUAAUCGUCCAAGUAAAAGGUUUUGUAUCUUUAAGAAGUAUUCAGAAGAUCUCAGGGGCAUUACUCUAGUGUGCCUUAAUUGUGAUUUCCUAACUGAUGUUUCUGGCUUAGAUAAUAUGGCUACACACUUAAGUCAACAUGAAACUCAUACUUGUCAAGUUGUAAUAGAGAAAGUUUCUGUUUGUAUCCCAACUUCUGAACAUCUUUCUGAAUUAAAAAAUGAAGCUCCCACAAAGGAUCAAGUAUCUGUGUCUGAGGAAAUUACAAGAUCUAAUUUGGCUGAAGGAGAAACAGAAACAUCAAAUUCUGAAAGUAAACAAGAUGAAGCUUCUUCAGAGGAAAUAAAAAAUGGAUGUGAUGUGCAUUUAUUUGAAGGCUCAUCAACAACAAAAAGUGAAGAAGACGUGUCCGUUUCAGAUAAAGAAAAUGAUAACUGUCUUGAAGAUCAGGAAACUGGCUCAAAGAAUAUCUUCGGUUAUGAUUCAGCUAUUGAUGCAGAUAAAGUGGAAAAGGAAAAACAAGUAGAGAACUUAUGUCAGGAAACAGAGUUGAAGAUGUGCCAAAGUUCAGAAAACUUCAUUGCAUGUGAUCAGAUUGAGGAUCGCAAUGCUGGUGGAGCUAGAUUUUCUUCCAAGAAUAUCAAAGAUUUGAGGUUAACAUCUGGUGAUGUUAGUAUUGACCAGUUUUUGAGAAAAAGAGAUGAACAUGAAUCUGUUAGUUCUGAUGUUAGUGAGCAAGGCAGUAUUCAUUUGGAACCUUUGACUCCAUCAGAAGUGCUUGAGUUUGAAGCCACAGAGAUUCUUCAGAAGGGUAGUGGUGAUCCUUCAGCCAAGACUGAUGCUGUAGUGUCUGAUCAAACAGAUAACAUUCUUGGAGAAAAUAGCCUUAGCACAACAGAGACAACAGGAGACCUGGUAGAUGAAAAAGAAAGAAGUUGAAAUUAACUAGGCAUUCUAAGUUUUAGUGUACCAACAGUAAGACCAUUUGGAACAGUGCUAUCAGGUGAGCUCAGUGCUGUUGUUGCAGAGUGCAGACAUAGAAAAAUAUAAGGGAGGUCAUUCAUAUAUUUUAACUGUAUGUUGAGCCUAGGUUAUUAAAUCAAUCCAUCAUUAAUAGCAUGACUAAGUAUGAAUUUCCAAGAAGUUUUUAAAACAUGAGUAAGAUUUAAUGAAAGUUAAGUUUGCAAUGAAAAAGUCUCAUUUCGUAGUUUUCAAAGACAUGGAACUUGGUGAUCAAUAUGAAUUGAUUAUUAGAAUAUUAGUUAUGUUAAUGAAGCUUUUGAAAUUUCCAUCAGUCCUAAGCUAAAAGUCCUUAUUACCUGUACAUCCUUUUCAAUUAACUUAAAGGAAGAGAUUUGGAAACCACAUGCCUUUUGGGAAUAAUUGAUUUAAAAUAAUAGCUGAUUGGCAUUGUUAAUGAGAGCUUCAUUUUGAAUAUGAUUCUGGUAAAUGGAGCAUGUUUAGAAUGCUAAAUUAGUUGAUCUAAUGAGAAUUUGGAUGAACAUAAACUUUAUUUUGAAUAUAAUAUAACAUUCCAGACUGCCAGAAGCAUGUGAACAGAAUAUUUGAAUCUGUGUACCUCCAUACAAGUGUUAGCCUGCCAGGCUGUAAGCUUACCUUAAUUAAACUUUCAGUGAAAGUGAAAUUAUUAAAAUAAAAAUUUAUAUUUGUGCUUUUUGUCAGUGUGUAUGCUGUGGAGAAAUCCCUUGAUGAACUAGUUGUACAAAGUAGAAAUCCAUUGUUGAAAAUCCUACAGCUAUUAUGCUUAUAUUGUUUUAAUGAUCUUCUUUAGAAAUAGAACCAUAAACAUGGUCUGGAAACCAAACCAAAGUACAGAUUAAUGUAGAUAUUUGUAAAGCAGUAAACUGGCAUGAAUUCAGCCAUGUUUAAGUGACUUUUUCUGUAACUGUAAAAUAGAAACUUCAAAUGGGACCUAAAGCAGGAUGUAAAAAAUUGGUUUGGGAUAUUUAGCCUAAUUUAUCCUUAAGGUGGCUGCUAAAUUGAUUUUUUUCAGUUUUUUUAAUCAUAUAGAAAAUAAUAGAUACAGAAAUGAAUAAUAUGAAUAAGAGUAGUUUGCUUUGAAGUACUAAUAAACUUUUAUUUAAAAUGCUACAUUUUUACUUCUUAAAAUGUGCUUUGAAUUCUUAAAUUUUGUUUCACUGUUAAAUGUUUUAAAUGGGUAUUAAAAUUCUGCUGUAUAUAGUAGUUUUUUGAGUAAAUAUUUGCAAUAAAAAUCUGUCCCUGAAUAAUUUUAUUUUUCAGAAAGCUGUUUGAGUCAGAUUACCUUUGGCGCCUCUAGAAAUUGUACAUUGUUCAAGGAAAUUUCAUGUUAAAGCUACCGGUAUAUUCCAUUCUGUAUUCUUUAAUUGAUGCAUGAUUUAUUUUAAAUUGACACUUAAAGUACAGAGGGGAAACUGCUAAUAUUUAGAGAAAAUAGAUUUACUUUACAAAUUCUUCUACUUCAAGAGAAUUAUAAUUUAAUACAGUUUUCUAUCUCCUCAGUAAAUUAAAGAGGCUAAAUGGGCAAAAUAAAUUAUUGACUUAUUUUCUUGAAUAUUUGUGGGGUGGGGGUAAAUAUUUUUAUAUUUCCUGCUCAUAAGAAAAGGUGGGGAAAGAAAGACUUAUUAACUGUCAUCCUUCACCUUGUUGAAACAUAAAUCUAUAGCAGAGAAGAUUUUUGGAGUAACAUAAUCCUUAGAAGAGCAAGAAGAUGAGAAAGUCUAUGUAAGGACCAUUUUCUGAAUCUGAUUCAAAUAAUUGCCAAGCCUGUCGCCUAAUGCUGCAGAAACCUGGAGCACUGUGCCAAAGUAGGUCUCUAAAUGAUAUGGUAAUUCCUUGUGAACUCUGAGUAGUCCCUCCUCCUGAUUAGAUACCACUUCUGCUUAUAGUAGUGGUAUUUAAAGUACCUGAUCAAUGAAUUGUUCAUACUUAUCCACUAUGAGAAAAAGAACCUGUACCAGACUAUAAAUCCUUCACUGAGAAAAUCUAGCAAUGAAAAAAAAAAUAGUAGUUGAAAUAAAUAUUGUACUUGGUAACAUAA
Messenger RNA from Capra hircus (goat), 5358 nucleotides. RefSeq names its product zinc finger protein 280D (gene ZNF280D). Gene Ontology annotation, biological process: regulation of DNA-templated transcription. The coding region runs from base 333 to 3257 and encodes 974 amino acids. The record is from RefSeq and is a predicted model, not a curated record. Lineage: Eukaryota; Metazoa; Chordata; Mammalia; Artiodactyla; Bovidae. Gene Ontology annotation, molecular function: RNA polymerase II cis-regulatory region sequence-specific DNA binding; DNA-binding transcription factor activity, RNA polymerase II-specific. The transcript has 21 exons.